This is a messenger RNA of Galeopterus variegatus (Sunda flying lemur), 1243 nucleotides long. RefSeq names its product cell division control protein 45 homolog. The coding region runs from base 1 to 1110 and encodes 369 amino acids. Gene Ontology annotation, cellular component: DNA replication preinitiation complex. The transcript has 12 exons. Gene Ontology annotation, biological process: DNA replication initiation; mitotic DNA replication preinitiation complex assembly; double-strand break repair via break-induced replication. The record is from RefSeq and is a predicted model, not a curated record. Lineage: Eukaryota; Metazoa; Chordata; Mammalia; Dermoptera; Cynocephalidae. Gene Ontology annotation, molecular function: single-stranded DNA binding; DNA replication origin binding; chromatin binding.
AUGAAGAGGAGGCAGCUGAGAGAGUGGGAGGCCCGGAGAAGAGACAUCCUCUUUGAUUAUGAGCAGUAUGAAUAUCAUGGGACAUCACCCAGCCUUCGGUGCUUUCUUUCUAGAAUGAAGUAUGUGACUGACGUUGGCAUUCUGCAGCGCCAUGUGUCCCGGCACAACCACCGAAAUGAGGAUGAGGAGAACACCCUCUCUGUGGACUGCACACGGAUCUCCUUUGAGUAUGACCUCCGCCUGGUGCUGUACCAGCACUGGUCCCUCCAUGACAGCCUGUGUAACACCAGCUACACCGCGGCCAGGUUCAAGCUCUGGUCCGUGCAAGGGCAGAAGCGGCUCCAGGAGUUCCUCGCAGACAUGGGCCUUCCCCUGAAACAGGUGAAGCAGAAGUUUCAGUCCAUGGACAUUGCCUUGAAGGAGAAUUUGCAGGAAAUGAUUGAAGAGUCUGCAAAUAAAUUUGGGAUGAAGGACAUGCGUGUGCAGACUUUCAGCAUUCAUUUUGGGUUCAAGCAUAAGUUCCUGGCCAGUGAUGUGGUCUUCGCCACCAUGUCUCUGAUGGAGAACCCCGAGAAGGACAGCUCAGGGACGGAUCACUUCAUCCAGGCUCUGGAUAGUCUCUCCAGGAGUAACCUGGACAAGCUGUACCAUGGCCUGGAACUCGCCAAGAAGCAGCUGCAAGCCACCCAGCAGACCAUCGCCAGCUGCCUCUGCACCAACCUCGUCAUCUCCCAGGGGCCUUUCCUUUACUGCUCUCUCAUGGAGGGCACUCCAGAUGUCAUAUUGUUCUCCAAGCCAGCAUCCCUGAGCCUGCUCAGCAGGAACCUGCUCAAGUCCUUUGUGUGUUCGACAAAGAACCGGCGCUGCAAGCUGCUGCCCCUGGUGAUGGCUGCCCCCCUGAGCAUGGAGCAGGGCACAGUGACUGUGGUGGGCAUUCCCCCCGAGACUGACAGCUCAGAUAGAAAGAACUUUUUUGGGCGGGCAUUUGAAAAGGCGGCAGAAAGCACCAACUCCCGGACGCUGCACAACCACUUUGACCUCUCAGUAAUUGAGCUGAAAGCCGAGGAUCGGAGCAAGUUUCUGGAUGCCCUCGUUUCCCUCCUGUCCUGAGGAAUUUGAUUUCUUCAGAAAUGACCUCCUUCUCCUUAUUUAUAUUAACUGGCUUUUAUUUAGAUUGUAAGUUAUAGACAUAGUUUGAGAUGCAGGGACAGUGGUUUUUAAUAGAAUAAAUGUUUGUAUUUUA